AUGCAUAUGCAUCCCAAUGCAUGUAUCUUCCUGCUUUGUAUCUCUGUUUUGUUGAAUGCCCUCUCAGCAUCGAGCAACAAUGGUGAGUCAUUGAUGUUGGGGUGUGGGCUGGGUGAAGGUGGUGGAAAAGAUGCUGAUGGAAGACAAUGGAGCCCUGAUAACAAGUACCUCAAAGAAGGGAAUUCCAUCACAUCCAAAUCCUCAUUCCAAGACCCUUCCCUUUUAUCUGAGAUUCCAUACAUGACAGCUAGAGUUUUCACAUCAGAAGCAACAUACAAAUUCCCUGUUCAACCCGAUAAGCGGUACUGGCUCAGGCUCCAUUUCUAUCCCUCUGUUUAUGGCAGUUUCAACCCUUCCAAUUCAUAUUUCUCUGUCAUAGCAAAUGGGGUUACCCUUCUCAGCAAUUUCAGCGCCUCAAUUACAUGUCAGGCCCUCUCACAAGCUUACCUUGACAGAGAGUAUUCCCUUGCGCCUCUUAAUUCAGAUACUCUCACUCUUACCUUCAAGCCUUCUGACAAGCACGAUGGGGCUUUCGCUUUUGUCAACGGUAUUCAGCUGAUCCAAAUGCCUGAGUUGUUUGAUUCAGCUUCGUUGGUGGGUUACACCGACCAAACCGUGGAUGCAAAAAGUUUGCAUCUUCAGACAAUGUUCAGGUUAAACGUUGGUGGGCAAUAUAUAUCUCCAGCACAAGAUUCUGGUCUGAGCAGAAUGUGGUACGAUGAUACCCCUUACCUAUAUGGUGCAGCCACUGGUGUCACCAACCAAGCUGCAAAGGAUGUCAAAAUCAACUACCAGACCAUGCCACAGUACAUUGCUCCUCCCAAUGUCUAUUCCACAUCACGAUCCAUGGGCAACAAUAAGGAUGUCAACAUGGGAUUCAAUCUUACAUGGAUUUUCCAAGUUGAUCCAAAUUCCAUGUACCUUACCAGGUUGCAUUUCUGUGACUACUACUAUUCCAAAAUCAAUGAGAUUGUUUUCAAUAUCUUUGUCAACAAUCAAACGGCUCAGGCUCAAGCAGAUGUGAUAGGGUGGACAGGUGGUAAAGGAGUGCCAACAUACAAGGACUAUGUUGUGUAUGUCCAAGAUGAGCCAGGUGAUGAUCAGCUUUGGCUUGCUUUGCACCCAGCACCUGAUACAAAGCCAGAAUACUAUGAUGCAAUACUCAAUGGGGUGGAGAUUUUCAAGCUCAAUGACACAAACCUUUCUGGACCCAAUCCUCAGCCUUCUGAGAUGCUGAUUGAACAUGAGGAGAAGGACAAGACUUUCCAAGACAAUAAACAUCAUAAUAGGACUUUUGUUAUUGGUGGAGCUGCUGGAGGUGCCGCAGGUUUUGCCUUAGUGGCUGCAAUAUGUGUUGCUGUUCACCAAAAGAAGAAGAGAGCUCCGGGAUCCUACUCCAACACAUCAAGCUGGCUUCCCCUAUAUGGGAAUUCUCACACAACUGGCACCAAAUCCACAAUGUCAACAGGGAAGAGCGUUGGUAGUAACAACAGAUCAGUCAUGGCUCAAGGACUGUGCCGCUAUUUCUCCUUACAAGAGAUGAAGCAAGCAACCAAGAAUUUUGAUGAGUCCAAUGUUAUUGGGGUAGGAGGAUUUGGAAAGGUUUACAAGGGUGUUAUUGAUAAUGGGGUUCAAGUGGCUAUCAAAAGAUCGAACCCACAAUCAGAACAAGGAGUGAACGAAUUCCAGACUGAGAUUGAGAUGCUUUCCAAAUUGAGACACAAGCAUUUGGUGUCUUUGAUUGGUUUUUGCGAGGAAGAUGAGGAAAUGUGCCUGGUUUAUGACUACAUGGAUCGUGGCACCAUGAGGGAACAUCUAUACAAGGGAAACAAACCACUUGAUACUCUAUCAUGGAAGCAAAGGUUGGAGAUUUGCAUUGGAGCUGCAAGAGGCCUUCACUACCUUCACACGGGGGCAAAAUAUACCAUCAUUCAUAGAGAUGUCAAAACAACUAACAUCCUCCUUGAUGAAAAUUGGGUUGCCAAGGUUUCAGAUUUUGGAUUGUCAAAAACGGGUCCAAACAUGAACAAUGAUGGACAUGUUAGUACUGUGGUGAAGGGUAGCUUUGGAUACUUGGAUCCUGAAUAUUUCAGGAGACAACAAUUGACAGAAAAAUCUGAUGUCUACUCAUUUGGGGUUGUCCUAUUUGAGGCCCUAUGUGCAAGACCUGCUUUGAAUCCUAGCCUUCCAAAGGAACAGGUCAGCCUUGCGGAUUGGGCUUUGCUUUGCAAAAGAAAAGGAACACUUGAGGAUAUUAUUGAUCCCAAUCUAAAGGGAAAGAUCCACCCAGAAAGCUUGAAGAAGUUUGCAGAUGCUGCUGAAAAGUGUGUGUCUGAUCAUGGACUUGAUCGCCCCUCCAUGAAUGAUCUAUUGUGGAAUCUAGAAUUUGCUCUCAAUCUGCAAGAAAACCCCGAUGGUCCAACACCCACUUCACGUAUUGACCAAGGUGAGUUUGAAGAAGUUAGCUUGGAAAACAACGACAUGGCAGCACAUUAUAAAAACCUUAGCCUUGGAAGUGACUAUGAGCUUAGCCAGGACUCAAGUGAGAACUCGGCUGCAAUCUUCUCACAAAUUGUCAAUCCGAAAGGCAGAUGA
This is a messenger RNA of Gastrolobium bilobum, 2595 nucleotides long. RefSeq names its product receptor-like protein kinase ANXUR1. Lineage: Eukaryota; Viridiplantae; Streptophyta; Magnoliopsida; Fabales; Fabaceae. Gene Ontology annotation, cellular component: plasma membrane; plasmodesma. Gene Ontology annotation, molecular function: ATP binding; transmembrane receptor protein tyrosine kinase activity. The coding region runs from base 1 to 2595 and encodes 864 amino acids. Gene Ontology annotation, biological process: protein autophosphorylation. The transcript has a single exon. The record is from RefSeq and is a predicted model, not a curated record.